Staurois parvus is the source of this 331-nucleotide messenger RNA. Lineage: Eukaryota; Metazoa; Chordata; Amphibia; Anura; Ranidae. The record is from the annotation of a GenBank genome assembly.
AAGCAGGCUUCUACAAACAUUUGUGAAAGACUGUGCAAUAAGUCCAUCUGUGAAAUUUCCUUGCUGCUAAAUAUUCCACGGUCAACUGUUAGGGGUAUUAUAACAAAGUGGAAGCAACUGGGAACAACAGCAAAUCAGCCACAAAGUGGUAGGCCAUAUGAAAUGACAGUGGGAUCAACGCAUGCAGCACACAGUGCGCAGAAGUCGCCAACUGUCUGCAGAGUCAAUAGCUAAUGACCUCCAAACUUCGUGUGGUCUUCAGAUUAACACAAUAACAGUGCAUAGAGAGCUUCAUGGAAUGGGUUUCCAUGGCUGAGCAGCUGCAUCCAAG